UCACACGCCACCUCUCCGGGAGUGGGCGGGAACAGUGCAACGGACUGACUGUAGCCAUUGAUGCGCUUCUUUUCGAAGACAAACCGAUAAUUUUUCCCAUUUCUGCGGCUUUUCCCGACUGCAGCCAUGGUGUCUCACUCUCUGGCCCUGCCGAUGAUCUGCUUCACCACGUUAUGGGCUCUGGUGGGGGUCGUGGCUCCAUUUUUAGUGCCGAAAGGACCCAACCGCGGCGUGAUCGUCACCAGUCUCAUCCUCACAGCCGUCUGCUGUUACUUGUUUUGGUUAGUAGCCAUUUUGGCGCAGGCCAACCCACUGUUUGGUCCUCAGCUGAAGAAUGAAACUAUAUGGUAUCUGCAGUACUACUGGGAGUAAACAAGGACUCGGAUGCCUCCUGUAAUUCCCACCUGCUGAUCUGCUGGACUUAAUUUCACCAUCACGUCUGAUUCCCAACAUCCUCACAUCUUGGUCUGCAACAUUAUAAGAUUCAUACAAAUCUUGACUUUAAGCAUUUUGCAACUCAAAAGUUAACAUCCGCUUUCUCUAUAAACUUGGAGGAUAUUUAGAUUACACUGCAGCCUCUGGGAGCUAAGAUUUGAAGAAUAUUAUAGGUUGUCUUUUAAAAAUGAAGCAGAGGUAAUCUGUUUGUCUUUUUUGUGCUGUGCUCAAACUAAAACUAAAAACUAAAACACA
Molecule: messenger RNA, 690 nt
Organism: Poecilia latipinna (sailfin molly)
Lineage: Eukaryota; Metazoa; Chordata; Actinopteri; Cyprinodontiformes; Poeciliidae
Gene: atp6v0e2
Product: ATPase H+ transporting V0 subunit e2
Exons: 4
Coding region: 127-372 (81 amino acids)
Biological process (GO): proton transmembrane transport
Cellular component (GO): proton-transporting V-type ATPase, V0 domain
Molecular function (GO): proton-transporting ATPase activity, rotational mechanism
Source: RefSeq, a predicted model, not a curated record